AUGGAAUACACCCUCUUCCCCGGACAGUUCAGCCCCGCCCCCGGGGCCACGGGAGCCAAUCCGCGCUCGCGCGCACUCUGCGGCUCCGGCCCCGCCCCAGCGCCCUCCUCAGCGGCGCCCCUCCCUCCGCCCGCCCAACGGGCAGUUCGUCAGGCAGGCAGGCAGGCGGCAGUUGGUCGAGCUGACGGCGGCUCGUCAGGUCUCUCGAGCGCUGCUGGUCCUGCUCCCUUCCACAGCGGCGGCGGCGCGGUGUCUCCGGGAAGCGCGGCGCUGGCCGAGCGGCGGCCGCGGAGCUCAGUGCCCGGCGCGGCGGCGGCGGGCGCGCGCCCCGAGGCGGUCCGCGGGCAGGUGUGCGACGGGGGGCCGCGCUCCAGCAACCUGCUACGUCGGCGAGGGCUCCCACGGCGUCGUGUGGAAGCCUACGUGAUGGCCAGUGUGGACAGUCCUCACACGUGCCGCCUGCUGGGCAUCCGCCUGGCCUCCCCGGUGCAGCUCAUCACACAGUUCAUGCCCUUUGGCUGCCUCCUGGACCACGUCCGUGAGCCCAAGGACAGCAUCGGCCCCCAGCACCUGCUCACCUGGUGCGUGCAGAUCACGAAGGGCGUGAACUACCUGGAAGACCAGCGCUUGGUGCACCGAGACCUGGUGGCCAGGAACGUCCUGAUGAAGACAGCGCAGCACGGCAAGAUCACAGACUUUGGACCAGAAUGCUUGGUAAUGAGGAGUACCACGCAGAAGGAGGCAAAGGAAAGCCCUUCUACUGCGGUGGACGCCCACAGGGACAAUGCGUCACCGUUUGAAGGCACCCAAUGUAUUGUGAUCAUGUUCGGCCCGGCCAAGCUCCAAACAGGCUGGAGGAAGGAGAAGAGGCAACUGUUCCUUUCUUCAGAAAGAAGGGACAGAUGGCGCGCCUUCCUUGAGAGGUACAUCGAUCUGGCCAAGGAGAAGGAGCAGCCAAAAAGCAUUCCCCUCAAAAUCUUUACCGAGGACAUCAACAACUGUGCCUGUUCUAUAACAAUAAGAAUAUUGAAUACACACACAGUGAAUGAUGUCAUCAACCUGUCACUCUCAAAGCUAGGAAUCACUGGCUCUGAGAAAGACUACCAGCUGUGGGUGACUGCUGGCAAGAAAAAGGCCUCAUACCCACUCACUGGCCAUGAACAUCCACACAGCAUUAAAAUCAGCCAUCUUCCAGCUACUGCGCUCCUGCCACAGGGACCGGAGGACUCCGCCUCUCCUUCUGCCCUCCUGGAGGCCAUCCUCUUGGAGAAGAGGUCCCCAGAGAUUCAAGGCCAAUUCGUCCUGAAGCCCAGGCACCCAGCCAGGAGCCAGCAGCGGAGAGGGGAGCCCCUUCCCUUCCUCAGGUGUCUUCUCUUGGCUCACGUCUCUGCUCCUGACACCAAACUCAUGCACAGAGCUGCUUCUCCAUGUGGGGGUGCAGGGACAGUACAGGUCACGAGACAGCCAACAGAAGUUCUGUGAGGAACUGGGCCUUUUGGCGGCGCCCCAGCACUCAGCAGGACAACCAGCGCUGAACUCUGUCAUCGGCAAAGCUAACACAGCUCUUUGGAGCUCCUCUGGGGGACGUGUGUGAGGAGGACAAGCUGCCUGCCCCAGUUCUGGAGAUGCUUUCCAUUCUAAAUCAAAAAGGGCCACUCAAGAAACGCAUCUUCAACAAAUCUGCAAGUAAAAUAUCAUGCAGAGUCCUGAAGGAAAAGCUGAACUCUGGGGACACAGUGAACAUGGAGAAUGAGUCCAUUCUGGUGCUGUCAUCCGUCUUAAAGGUAGGGAAACGUCUAGCAUUAUCCACACACAAAGGAACUCUGAAACUCUAUGGGGGUCCUUCAUCAUGACUGCCCAAGAGGAACAGGUGUCAUAGAUGAAGGAUCUGAAAAAUUGGAAAACACUGCACAAAGUUAAAAUUUCAGGAAGCUACUUCGGGUUUUACAAGUCCCAUGUUAGGUAUACUUUCCUUUUCAUCACAACCCUCUCCCCAUCUUCACUCCUGAACAAUCCAUGCAAAUACAAAAAUAAA
Messenger RNA from Camelus dromedarius (Arabian camel), 2035 nucleotides. RefSeq lists its product as uncharacterized. Gene Ontology annotation, molecular function: GTPase activator activity; ATP binding; protein kinase activity. The record is from RefSeq and is a predicted model, not a curated record. NCBI's taxonomy places the organism in Eukaryota, Metazoa, Chordata, Mammalia, Artiodactyla, Camelidae. The transcript is spliced from 12 exons. Gene Ontology annotation, biological process: protein phosphorylation; signal transduction. Bases 1 to 1482 code for a protein of 493 amino acids.